Messenger RNA from Artibeus jamaicensis (Jamaican fruit-eating bat), 4302 nucleotides. It is a transcript of the gene JPH2, whose product is annotated as junctophilin 2. Gene Ontology annotation, cellular component: endoplasmic reticulum membrane; junctional membrane complex; plasma membrane. Lineage: Eukaryota; Metazoa; Chordata; Mammalia; Chiroptera; Phyllostomidae. The transcript has 6 exons. The record is from RefSeq and is a predicted model, not a curated record. The coding region runs from base 513 to 2597 and encodes 694 amino acids.
CGGGGCAGCAGCGGGGAGAUCGACAGUCCUGCACACCCACAGGGUGGAGGAGAAGGGGGCCAGCAGGCUGCAGGAAUUCAGCCUGGGGGGCUGGGACUGUCACCGAGGGGGAUUUCCCCUCUUUGAGCCGGACUGGGGAUCCCUCCACCUACCCUUUCACUGUGCUUCUUAAAGGAAUCACAGUGUUUUUCCUUUGACUCCAUGGAAGCCAGACCCGGGACGCUCUGUGGAGGCUUUGAAACUUUCCUUCCCACUUCCUUCCUAGCUGGCAGCCGUCCUCUGGCUGACUGAGUGGGGGCCUCCCAGGCAUGGCACUGACCAGCCGACUCAGUGCUGACUUGGCUCCUGGGCUCGAUCAGCCUCUGGUGGCAUCUUGCUUUCCCCCUGCUGGGGUGCGGUGGUGGUGAGUGGGGGGGCCCAGCCCUGAGCGAGCUUGGAGAGUGCCACUGGCACCCCCAUCGCCCUCUACCCCCAAGCUGGAGGACAGUCAGGUCGUUGGGGGCUAUGAUGAGAUGAGUGGGGGCCGCUUUGACUUUGACGAUGGCGGGGCGUACUGCGGGGGCUGGGAGAAUGGAAAGGCCCACGGGCAUGGGCUGUGCACUGGCCCCAAGGGCCAGGGAGAGUACUCGGGCUCCUGGAACUUCGGCUUUGAAGUGGCGGGCGUCUACACCUGGCCCAGCGGAAACACCUUCGAGGGAUACUGGAGCCAGGGCAAACGGCACGGGCUGGGCAUAGAGACCAAGGGACGAUGGCUCUACAAGGGAGAGUGGACACACGGCUUCAAGGGACGCUACGGAAUCCGGCAGAGCAGCAGCAGUGGUGCCAAAUACGAGGGCACCUGGAACAAUGGCCUGCAGGACGGCUACGGCACUGAGACCUAUGCAGAUGGAGGGACUUACCAAGGCCAGUUCACCAACGGCAUGCGCCACGGCUACGGUGUUCGCCAGAGUGUGCCCUACGGGAUGGCCGUGGUGGUGCGCUCGCCGCUACGCACAUCGCUCUCGUCCCUGCGCAGCGAGCACAGCAAUGGCACAAUGGCCCCAGACUCGCCCACCUCGCCGAUUUCAGAUGGCCCGCCACUGCCCUCGCCUGCCAUCCCACGCGGUGGCUUCGCACUCAGCCUGCUGGCCAACGCCGAUGUGGCCGCGCGGGCGUCCAAGGGCAGCGGCCUGUUCCAGCGGGGCGCGCUGCUCGGCAAGCUGCGGCGGGCCGAGUCCCGCACGUCCCUGGGCAGCCAGCGUAGCCGUGUCAGCUUCCUCAAGAGCGACCUAAGCUCGGGUGCCAGCGACGCAGCUUCCACCACCAGCCUGGGCGAGGGCGCCGAUGAGGCAGCGCCCUUCGAGGCUGACAUCGAUGCCACCACCACAGAGACCUACAUGGGCGAGUGGAAGAACGACAAGCGCUCGGGCUUCGGCGUCAGUGAGCGCUCCAGUGGCCUCCGGUACGAGGGCGAGUGGCUGGACAACCUUCGCCACGGCUACGGCUGCACCACACUGCCAGAUGGCCGCCGCGAGGAGGGCAAGUACCGCCACAAUGUUCUGGUCAAAGGCACCAAGCGCCGCGUGCUGCCGCUCAAGAGCAACAAAGUCCGACAGAAGGUGGAGCACAGUAUGGAGGGCGCCCAGCGUGCUGCCGCCAUCGCGCGCCAGAAGGCAGAGAUAGCUGCCUCCAGGACAAGCCAUGCCAAGGCCAAAGCUGAGGCUGCGGAACAGGCCGCUCUGGCCGCCAACCAAGAAUCCAACAUUGCCCGCAGUUUGGCCCGGGAGCUGGCGCCGGACUUCUACCAGCCAGGUCCGGAGUAUCAGAAGCGCCGACUGCUCCAGGAGAUCCUAGAGAACUCGGAGAGUCUGCUGGAGGCCCCCGACCGGGUUCCCGGCGCCGCUGGCCUCCCGGAGCGGCCCCGCGAGAGCCCGCAGCUGCACGAGCGCGAGACCCCGCGGCCCCACGGUGGCCCCCCGUCGCCGGCCGGGACACCCCCGCAGCCCAAGCGGCCCCGCCCGGGGGCGACCAGGGACGGCCUGCUGAGCCCAGGCUCCUGGAACGGCGAGUCCGGCACCGAGGGCAGCCGGCCGGUCACGCCGUCCGGGGGCCGCCGCAGCCCAGCGCGUCCCGCCACGGAGCACAUGGCCAUCGAGGCGCUGCAGGCGCCGCCCGCGCCCUCGCGGGAGCCGGAGGUGGCGCUGUACCAGGGGUACCACAGCUACGCGGUGCGCACGGUCCCCUCCACGCCGCCGCCCGUAGAGGAAGAGCCCUCCUCGCCCGAGGUCUACGAGUCUGACUCCGCGCCCUCGACCCCGGCCACCGCCCCAGUGCAGAUCCCUGCGCUUCAGGCCCCAGAGCCAGAGCCGGCGCCCGAGCCCCCCGCCAAGCUGGAACCCAAGCCCAUCGUCCCCAAAGCCGAGCCCAAGGCCAAGGCCCGCAAGACUGAGGCCCGAGGGCUGACCAAGGCUGGGGCCAAAAAGAAGUCUCGGAAGGAGGCAGCGCUGGUGGCCGAGGCCGCGGUGGAGGUGGAGGAGGUCCCCAACACCGUCCUCAUCUGUAUGGUGAUCCUGCUUAACAUCGGCCUGGCCAUCCUCUUCGUUCACCUCCUCACCUGACCCUCAUCUGCCAGAGCGAGGAGUUCCUGCGGAGGACGCAAGCCCCACCUUUCUGUGAGGGGCGGCCAAGGAGGACUGGACUCCGGACCAGAGCCCUGGGUCCCGGCUCACACCCACACUGAGAACAUUGAAGCGGGCCUCCCAGAGGCCUAGAAUGUGCUGGAAACCCUCCUGGAGCUCUGCCCAGGGGCGGGGAAAGCCCUGAUCUGCUCCUGUCCCUCAUGCUCAUUCACUCCUUCACCUUGUCCCUAGGUCACUCCCUCCUUGGGCUUUUGUGUGUUUUGGGAGAAGUCACCAAACCAGAAUAUUAAUUAAAUCCCAGCUCCCUUCCUGCUUCCCUUCUCCCGCUUUAUUUUAACCUCUGGCUGCUGGGCUGACAGACCCCUGGGGUGGGUCAGCAGUCAGGGAGACCCUCUGCUCUCGGAUAGUGCGGAGUCCCCUCCUUUCACUGUCGUGAGCCAGCACACACGCUGUCCCCUGCUUACAGGUGUUCUGGGUGGCAGUAGAGGAAUCGGACACGCUCGGUUUGCAUAUUCCAGGACCCAGUGCUCCUGUCUCCUCCCACCUGUUCAGCUAGCUCCCCUCCCUUCCUGACCAAGAGAAGAGGAGAACACAGGAGGGGCUGGAGCAUUUGGUGGGGAGGCCACUGACCAGGUGGCCAGGGGUGGGGGUGGGGAGAAGGGCUAAGGGGAGUUUGGACGGCCCUUGAAUGUGUGUGUGCCUGAGCCUGGGCUGGCGUUGCAUUUAGGGCUUGCAGUGUGCUCAGGGUGCGAGGGGUCACUGUGCAGGAGCCCUGGGGUUGGCGAGACAAAGCUGCUGCUACGCCCUGUGGAUUGGUUUGGCUGCUUCCCCCACCAGGGCCCACCAGGGGGCAUUGAACAUGGAAGCCUUGGGAAGACCAAGCAGAUUUCCCUGGGGCCCACAUUCAGGCAGGCGCUGAAGACAGGCUGCUGGUCACCAGGCAUUUCCCAGGGCCAGAGGAGCAACUCCAGUGCUUCCCCACCCAGGGUGGUCCGCAUGAUGAUAAGCCCCUCAGCUUGUGUGGCAGAAGAGGUUUGCAUGUAGCUCCUUACAGAAGUUUGGUACCACACUGGGUGUCUAGUCCUGAAUGCCAGCAGGGGGACGGUCGAAGCUGAGGGUUGGUGGCCUCUGCCCCUGGGAGGAUGAAGAGAGUGUUCCACACCCCUCCAAGCUGGGGAAGGACUUGGCGAUGACAUCCAGACAGAGCUGGAGGGGCUGCCACUCUCCUGCCUUUGUUUCCAUGGACCUGGGGGCCUUGAACUUGUGACUCGGCCUCCCCAGGCCAGGUCUGCAACUGGAAGUUCACUUCUGAUGGGGUCUGCUUUUCCUCCCCCCUGAAUACUUGGGUCCAGUGUCACACUUGCUAUUUCAAGUCCUGCUGGGACCUCGUGGACUGCAUUUCCGUAAACAGAAGCCUGUGGAUUCUCCCAUCCUCCACUGGCCAAGGCCUUCAGCUCUGCAUCAGUGUUUCGGCUUUUCUGGACUCCUAGGGAAUGAGGAGGGCAGGUUGGAGGCACCACUCAGGGCUGAUCGGGUCCAGGCCCCGGCUCUUGGGUCAUAGUCCAGGUUUCUUGGUCUGGCCCAGGGCCAUCAGCUCCCGGGCCUGGUUUGGGGGCUCAUGUGUGGGGCAAGGACUCAGGAAGCUGCGGUCUGUGCAUUAAUAAACCUGCAUCUGCUCACAGGC